Molecule: messenger RNA, 2304 nt
Organism: Rotaria socialis
Lineage: Eukaryota; Metazoa; Rotifera; Eurotatoria; Philodinida; Philodinidae
Source: the annotation of a GenBank genome assembly
AUGGGCUCGAUAUUGAAUAAACAACAUACUAAUGAAAGUUUAGAAUUAACAAAUUUAGCUAAAACAACGAGAUCAAAAUCAGUCACUGAAAAUCAAGAUGAUUUUGAAGAAGGUAUUUUUGUUUGGCUUGACUCAGCUAAUCAAUAUAAUGAUGACUGGAUAGAAGAAUCCAAUCAUGCUCGAGAAAUAAUAAAUAAUUUAAAAACAUUUGAUAAUCCCAAUGAUUGCAUUAAUUUUAUCAAAAUGGUUGUUAAUGAUAAAGUUUUUCUUUUUGUUUCACAUCAAUACGUUCAUCUAAUAUGUUCCGUUAAAGCUGAACUUCGUUCAUUAUCAUCUAUCUAUGUCUAUUGCGAUUCAACUGUUACAACGAUAAAAAGAACACAAUUAGAAACUUGGGCUAAAACUAAUGAGCCAUUAAUAACUGGUGUUUAUUUAAAUUCAACAGAAUGUUUCUCACAAUUAACGGAAGACGUUAGCGAUGUUUGUGAUCAUGAUUCAAUCCCUGUAACAUAUUUGAGUCCACAGAUAAAAAAUUUAAAUUUAAAACAAGCAAGUUCAUUUCUUAUAUUUCAUUUAUUUUUUCAAAAUAUUUUGUUCCACCUAUCAUCAUCAUCUAUUGAUAAAUCACAAAUACAACGAAUAUUACGUUCAUGCUAUUAUUACUAUCGUGAUAAUUAUAAGCGUUCAGAUGAAAUUAAACAUUUUGAACAAAACUAUAAAUCUGAAUUAGCUAUCGAUUGGUAUUUAAGAACGAAAUUUCUUUCACGUCUUUUACACAAAGCUAGCCGGACACACAAUUUUUCACUUCUAUUUAAUUAUAGUUUUAUUUUUCGUGAUAUACAACGUUUAAUAGAUGAAAACACAUCAAUAGAUUCAGAUAGCUUACAAACGAAAACCUAUUAUCGUGCACAAAAUGUAAAUGCUGAUGAUUUAUAUCGUUUACGUAUGAAUUUAAAUGGUAUUAUAUCAAUAAAUCGUUAUCUUGAUAUUUGUAAAACUAUUGAAGAAGCUAUCAGCGAAGUUUCAUCAAAAUCUAAUACACUUGAAACUGUUUUAUACCAUUUUUCCAUAAGUCACUCAUAUAAAUCAAUAUCAGAUAAUAAAGUUCUUCUUUCGAUUGGUACAUUAUUUCGUAUUCAACAUAUUGGAAUGCAACUUGAUGGUAUAUGGCAUGUACAUUUAAAUCUCAUGGCAAAAGAUGAUAUCAAUGAGCAGAUCAAUAUUUUGUUGAGUGAAAUUGACUCUAUUCCACAUCCAUAUUUAACUAUUGGGCUUGUUUGGGAUAAAAUAAAACAAUCAUCAAAAGCUGAUCGAUUUUAUCGUUUACUAAUUGAUCAUUUACCUAAACUAGAUGAAGAAACAGCACUAAUCUGUAAUUAUGUUGGAGCUAUAUUUCGUCUAAAAUGUCAAUAUGCAACCGCGUUGAAUUAUCAUGAACAAGCAUUAAAAAUUUAUCAAGAAAAAAAUCAAACAAAUUCUUCGUCCUAUGAAAAUAUUGAUCGUACACACGCACAAAUAGCACUUGUUUAUAGAGAUACGGGAGAUAUAUUAGCAGCUGUUAAACAUUUUAAAUUAGCGCUUAAACAAGGAGAAGAAAUUUUAAGUCAUGUCGGAGAAAUCUACAGAAAUUGGGGACAAUUCAAUAUUGCACAAACAUAUUAUCAACAAACUAAAGUAGAAAAUAACAUAGGACUUUGUUAUAUUUAUCAACGAAUGUUUUCACAAGCAUUAUCUCAUUUGAAAAAAGAGACGGAAUCAAUUUCAAAUAUAAAUCUAGGAGUCUAUCAUCAAUUACAAAAAGAAUAUAGUACAGCAUUGAUUUUUUUUGAACGAGCACUAGAAGCUGUUAAGAAUCAUCCCUUAGAUACAGCUAUGAUACAUUCAUAUCUUGGUCUUUUACAUUGUGAUCGACGGCAAUGGUUAUUAUCAUUGAAACAUUAUGAACAAGCACUGGAACUAUAUAAACGUCAUUUAUCAACAGCGAAUCAUCCAACGAUUGCACUUGUUCAUGAUGGCCUUGGAACAUUGUAUCUAAAUAAAGGUGAAUAUCGUGCAGCACAACGUGAAUUUGAACGUUGCUUAGAAUUACAAUUACGUGUAUUAUCAUCGAAACAUCCCGAUGUAGCUGGAACCUACAAUAAUUUAGGUGGCGUUUUUAAUGAAAUGGGACAUUACGAACAAGCAUUAUUAUAUCAUUAUGAAGCGCUUGCUAUAGCCACAGCAACAUUACCGAUGGAUCAUUUUGAUAUAAAAUUAUAUGAACAUAAUAUAACUGAAACUAAACGAAAACUUGCGUAUAAUUAA